AUGGAAAACAAAACAGACAUGGCAAUAUUUCACCAUAACAUCUUGUUUAUUGAGGGAUUGAUAGUUACGGAGCAAACCUUCUAUCCAGCCUUCAUCCUUUUUCUCCUAGCCUAUGUCUUCAUCAUGGUGUCUAAUAUUGGACUGCUUGUCCUCAUCACUAUGGGGAAAACCCUUCAUGAGCCUAUGUAUAUUCUACUCUGUAAUUUACCAGUAAACAAUGUACUGGGUGCCUCUGUUUUGAUACCUCGUUUGCUUUAUGAUGUUGUCAAGCCAACAUCAGAGAGAUACAUCACCUUCUCCGAAUGUGUAAUUCAAGCGUAUAUAGCUCAUGUGUUUGGGACAACCUCUCACACUGUGCUGAUGAUCAUGGCUUAUGACAGAUAUGUGGCCAUAUGCAACCCCUUAAGAUAUCUCACUAUCAUGACCAACAAAAUGGUGAUUAAACUGACUGUAUUUGCCUGGGGAGUGGCAUUUGUUUUGGUGGGAAUUCUGUUGGGCCUUACCGUUCGCCUCUCCCACUGUAGAUCAGCCAUCGAAAAUCCCAGUUGUGAUAACCCAUCUCUGUUUAAGCUGUCUUGUGAGGAUCUGUUAAUUAACCAGAUAUAUGGCUUAGCUUUUACUGCGGUGCUGUGGGCUUCCUCGAUAGGCAGCAUCGCUCUCACGUAUGUAAGAAUAGCUGAGGUGUGUUUGCGCAGCAAGAACAGUGCUUUGAACAGUAAAGCUGUGACAACAUGCAGUACUCAUUUACUUGCGUACAUUAUCGUCCUGUGUUGUGGUUUCAUUAUCAUUGUUCUCCACCGUUUCCCUGACUACACAUUCCACAGGAAGAUGGCUGGCAUCAUGAUUAAAGUUGUUCCACCUGGUUUGAACCCUAUUAUCUAUGGCCUACAAACAAAAGAAAUAAAACAGAAAAUUUUGAACAUAUUUGGUAAAAAUAGGUUGAAUGCAUUGUAA
Chanos chanos (milkfish) is the source of this 954-nucleotide messenger RNA. Its product is annotated as olfactory receptor 8U1-like. Gene Ontology annotation, molecular function: olfactory receptor activity; odorant binding. Bases 1 to 954 code for a protein of 317 amino acids. The transcript has a single exon. Gene Ontology annotation, biological process: G protein-coupled receptor signaling pathway; detection of chemical stimulus involved in sensory perception of smell. The record is from RefSeq and is a predicted model, not a curated record. Gene Ontology annotation, cellular component: membrane. NCBI's taxonomy places the organism in Eukaryota, Metazoa, Chordata, Actinopteri, Gonorynchiformes, Chanidae.